Triplophysa dalaica is the source of this 2701-nucleotide messenger RNA. RefSeq names its product R-spondin 2 (gene rspo2). The coding region runs from base 917 to 1663 and encodes 248 amino acids. The record is from RefSeq and is a predicted model, not a curated record. NCBI's taxonomy places the organism in Eukaryota, Metazoa, Chordata, Actinopteri, Cypriniformes, Nemacheilidae. The transcript is spliced from 5 exons.
GGACCCUGGGGAAGCUUAUAUGUGGCGUAUAGAUACAGUGGGAGAAAUUCCAUUUGUCAUCUUCGAAAACUUAAACAAGGAGGGGGGAACAGGCUGACCGAGGGGCUUCACAAACGGCUCCGAAAAGCCCCACAAGAUCUUUGCGUCUCCACGUGACAGGAGCGUCUAUAUAGCAUCAGCACCAGUAGACUAAUACUCCAGCAUCACGCGCGCACUGCAGCAUAUGCCACAGUUACACACACACACACACAGAUCCUCACGCACCUCAAGGGCUUAUUCUAGAGGUUUUGCAGACUAUUGCAUCCAUGUGUUUUCUCGCUCCGUCUGGGGAGAUUUUCCGACCGUGAUACGAGGGGACUUCUGAGAGACUAAACUUUUCCUGCGAGAGGGAUGCUGGAUGCUCCGGGUCCACUUUGGCACUCGGAAGGAACUUGAUAAGUUUCUCUCUUCUGGACUGGCGCAGGUAUAUUUCUUUCGCAACUACUCUGUGGGCAUCCAUCCUUUGGAGUGGUUGCUUUUUACAGUUAUAAGUUGUCUCGGCCCAUUUAGUUUGGCUUUGCGUCAUUUGGACACCGAGCAAAACUUAAGUUGUUUGAAUGAAAUAGUUUUGCUUGCAAUCAUCAACGUACGUUUUGACUCGCGUUAGGUUUUUUCUCCCGCCACAGACGUUACGAAGACGUUUUUAGUUCGAACAAGCGCUUUUCGCUCUCUACCUAAAAUGACAUUUACCGGUGGUGAGAAAUCGGGGUUUCUCUAUCCGUCUAAUGUGUGACACAACGGAGUCCGGACUCCUCAACUCCCCGCUCCUCUCUGGACGAAUAAACACAUUAAAACAGCACAUACGGACUUUGGAGGCUCACGUCGAGACCCUUUGACGCUUUCUGACCUGAGACGGGACAAACGCACAGCCGGCCAGAUGCAGUUUCGACUCUUCUCCUUUGCGCUGAUAGUGUUGAACUGUAUGGACUACAGCCACUGUCAGACGCAGCAACCUCACCGCUGGAGAAGAAACAAAAGAGCUAGCUAUGGAACUUACCCCAUCUGUAAGGGCUGCUCUGUGUGUUCCAAGGAUAACGGGUGUAUGAACUGCCAGCCUAAGCUCUUCUUGUUCCUGAGGAGGGAGAGGAUGCGGCAGUACGGCGAGUGUCUUCACUCCUGUCCGUCAGGCUUCUACGGCAUGAGAGGGACAGAAAUCAACAUGUGCUCCAGGUGUAGGAUAGAUAACUGUGAGGCCUGUUUCAGCAAAGACUUCUGCACGAAGUGCAAGCCUGAAUUUUACUUGCACAAGGGCCAUUGCUUCGACAAGUGUCCAGAGGGCUUUGCUCCCUUGGAGGACAGCAUGGAAUGUGGAGAGGGUUGUGAGGUGGGCCAGUGGACCGAGUGGGGGUCCUGCAACAGACGAAACAAAACCUGUGGCUACAAAUGGGGGCUGGAAACCCGUACACGGCACAUUGUGAAGAAGCCACCAAAGGACACAAUACCGUGUCCAACCAUCGCCGAAUCCAGAAGAUGCAAAAUGGCUAUGCGACAUUGCAGGAGAGGGGGUUCGGGGAAGGGGCAACGGACCAAAGAGCAGAAAAAGAAAUCCAACAAGCAGAGGCUCCGUUUCCGGGCCCAGAACCAGCACAGCGACCACCUGGCCUCUGUUCGGGCCGCCCAGUGAAAGACUUUUCGAUGGAACGAAGACCAGAAAGCUGCUAACCCCUGCUCCACACACACACCUCCAAACAGGAUUAUUCACACUCGCGUGGACACGCUCCACUCGCACCUCCUGCUGCAUCCCGCGCCCGCGAAACGUCCCUCGAACCCGUGACCCCACUGUGACAUCAUGGAAGACUAUAGCAGCUGUUCAUAUGGCUCAUAUCUCAUCCAAUUUGAGGAAGGUGCGAGAGAACGGACGCGGAGACCAGACGUACGGAAAGAUGCUGGGAAAGGAGGCGAAAUCGGAAGACGGGAAGAAGAACGAAGAGAGUUUAUAAAAAAACGUAAUUGACUGUUGACGAAAAAGCGAGAAAGACUUUUCUUUAUUUAUGUACAAGUACACCAUCCCCUGCAGAUCAAGGCAGAGUGUGUCAUGUAUCGCCUUUUUUUGUCCAAUAGGUACCUUGUCUUUGAUAGCAAUGUUACGAACAUGAAACCAUGCGUAGUUGCAAAAUUAUUAUUCUCCGCACAGAAGGUUUACGUCCAGACCGCUUUAGGCUUUAACUGUAUAUUGUGGGUAAGAAUCUUAGUUGUUCAACUAUAGCAUGGCCACCAACUCAUGUGUACAUAGUCGUUGAGUUCAUCUAAUAAUGGUAACAUUGAUAAAAAAGCAUUACUGUAUUUUCAGUAUUGACGCCUUCAGCGUUUAAAUGUGUAAAAGAGGUUAUAAUACCAGCUACAGUUAAAUAAAGAACAAAAAAGCUAAAUAAAAAGCAUAGCCUUCACAUAGCUAUCACAUUUAUAUGGUAUAUAAUUGAUUUAUUUAUUGAUUCAUUUUUUAUUAUUAUUUUUAAGUUUGGUGAAAAUUAUGUCUCUGUACCUGAUACUCCUCAAAGCUGAAGCAUACUUUCAACCACUUAUAACAAUUCAAAUAUCUCCAAAAGUGGAAAGCGAUCGUGUCUGAUUUGCUAGUAAGUGUUUCUUAGAGAAUCAUUGUGUAAACUUGGUUUAGCAUCCUGUACUUUAAGUUGAUUUCACACCCUGCAACAGCUGAAGUAUA